GAGCAGCGGCAGAGCAGGCCUAGUUGUCCCUGGCUUCUCUUUUGAAAGCUAACCCAGGCCCAAGUCAAGAUGAGGAGUGAGGACCUCAGGAGCAUUUUCACCUGCCUUGAGUGCAGAUGCUACCAGGGCCCGGACGCCGCCAUGUCGGGCCCGUUCGAGCUCUCCGUGCAAGAUCUCAACGACCUGCUCUCGGACGGCAGCGGCUGCUACAGCCUCCCGAGCCAGCCCUGCAACGAGGUCACCCCCAGGGUCUACGUCGGCAACGCGUCUGUGGCUCAAGACAUCCCAAAGCUGCAGAAACUGGGCAUCACCCACGUCCUGAAUGCUGCUGAGGGCAGGUCCUUCAUGCACGUCAACACCAAUGCCAACUUCUACAAGGACUCUGGCAUCACCUACCUGGGCAUCAAGGCCAACGACACGCAGGAGUUCAACCUUAGCGUCUACUUUGAAAGGGCUGCAGACUUCAUUGACCAGGCCUUGGCUCAAAACAAUGGCCGUGUGCUGGUCCACUGCCGUGAGGGGUAUAGCCGCUCCCCAACUCUCGUUAUCGCAUACCUCAUGAUGCGUCAGAAGAUGGAUGUCAAGUCUGCCCUGAGCAUCGUGAGACAGAACCGUGAGAUCGGCCCCAAUGACGGUUUCCUGGCCCAGCUCUGCCAGCUCAAUGACAGACUAGUCAAGGAGGGGAAGCUGAAACUCUAGGGCACCCCAGCGGCCUCUUCUCUAGAGGCCGGACACGGGGAGCCCUGGCUGGGGUGUCCCUAGCUGCCACGUUUAGGAAACACAAUGUACCCUGCUCCCAGCAUCACCAGGCACUUGCCCACAAAUCUGUUCCAACACGGCCCUGGGCCUCUCUCCCCCUGGGGAACACAUAAAGAAGCUUGCUAAGGGACA
Messenger RNA from Eptesicus fuscus (big brown bat), 891 nucleotides. RefSeq names its product dual specificity phosphatase 3 (gene DUSP3). Bases 70 to 699 code for a protein of 209 amino acids. Gene Ontology annotation, molecular function: protein tyrosine/serine/threonine phosphatase activity; MAP kinase phosphatase activity. The transcript is spliced from 4 exons. The record is from RefSeq and is a predicted model, not a curated record. Gene Ontology annotation, cellular component: cytoplasm. Gene Ontology annotation, biological process: negative regulation of MAPK cascade; protein dephosphorylation. Lineage: Eukaryota; Metazoa; Chordata; Mammalia; Chiroptera; Vespertilionidae.